CACGCACAGUGACGCGGUGACGCCCCACACCCUGCGGAUGCGGAGUCGUCUCGGCGUCCCCCUCGUAUAAAACAACCCAUUGGCAAGCUGGAUUCGCCAUUAGCUAUAGCUUCACCAUCGCUCCAACUCCUUCCUUUACAAACACAGGCGGCCAGAGCACAGAGCACACAACAACACCAAAUCAGAGACGACAGACCAGCUGCAAUGAUCAGGAGGCGGCAGCGAGGCUUCCGGCUGGGCCGGAAGCUGCUGGGCCUCUGGCGCUGGGCGCUCUGCCCGCGCCGGAGACGCCGCGGCGGCGGCUACCUCCGCCUCAAUCACUACCCGGCAGCCAAGUCAUCCCCCGCAGCCGUCCUCGGGAGUCAUAGCGCCAAGCAGCAGCAGCAGCAGCUGGUCGUGCUGCCGCGGGGCGACGACGACGACGAGCAGUCCCGGCGGCGGAUGCUGACGACGUGGGGCCGGUCGCUGGCGCGGCGCACGCUGAGGCUCCUGCCGCGGCGGCAGCGUGGCGGGGAGCGGUUGCUGGAGGAAGCAGGGGAGGCGACGACGCCCAAGGGGCAGGUGGCCGUGUACGUCCAGGGCGGCGGCGAUGGCGAUCAGCCCGGGGGCGAGUCGAUGCGGUACGUGGUGCCCGUGGUGUACUUCAACCACCCGCUGUUCGGGGAGCUGCUGCGCGAGGCGGAGGAGGAGUUCGGCUUCGAGCACCCCGGCGGGAUCACCAUCCCCUGCGCCGCAACCAGGUUCGAGCGCGCCGCCGCCAUGGCCGCCGCGGGCGGCAGGAAGCUGCCGGGAAGCUGGUGGUAGCAGCACGUGUCGAUCUCCUGUACAGCGCAUACAUAGUUACAUGUGUGGCUCCGUCCAUGGAUCGAAUAGUAGCAAGCUUGGAUUGGAUCGUGUCAUGUGUGAAUUUUUUUUUCCCGGUUGACUUUUUCUUCUUCUUUCUGGUUGCCUCCCUUUGUUUGUGGAUCGGCAUGCGAUGCGAUCAUGCAAGGAAGCCAGUUAGAUUUUAGAGAUGGAGGAGGGGGCGACUAGCUAUCUUCGCCUCGCCGUGUUCCCGCAACUUGCUAGCUAGCUAGCGUUAAUUUGAUGCAUCCAUGGGGUCAUGGUUUCUUAAUUAACUUCCUAACAAGUGAACUGAUGACAUGUUACUUGCUUAAGAGUAAA
Messenger RNA from Brachypodium distachyon (stiff brome), 1164 nucleotides. Its product is annotated as auxin-responsive protein SAUR36. Lineage: Eukaryota; Viridiplantae; Streptophyta; Magnoliopsida; Poales; Poaceae. Gene Ontology annotation, biological process: response to auxin. Bases 205 to 804 code for a protein of 199 amino acids. The transcript has a single exon. The record is from RefSeq and is a predicted model, not a curated record.